AAAAAAUAAUGGGUAUGAACUAUGACUGAGUAUGACUUUAUAAUAGGAUAUAUAAACAAUAAUAGUAUUAGACUAUAUCUAAAUCUACUUUCCUUUUCUUUUUUCAGACUUGAAGAGAGCAGGGAUAGCUAGCACAGGAACAUGGCUUCUCCUAUUCCGAAGAAAAGAGAAAGGAAAGCCAACUUUUCUACAGAAGAACAGUAUGCGAUGGUGACAUUCGUCAGCCAAAAUACACAGGCCCUGUUCGGAAAGGCAGGAUUUUGUGGGAAACGGGUGGAGGAACGGAAGCAGAAGGCAUGGGAGCAGUGCGAGGCCUUGUUGAGAGCCGCUGGUGGAUGCCAGCGUGAAUGGAAGGACGUCCGUAAAAAAUGGCAGGAGCUGAAGACCAGGGCCCUGGCAUGCAGGUCGAAGUCCAAAAUGACAGGAGGAGGACCAGCACCUCAUAUGACGGUCGUUUUUGAAAGGGUGUUGGAGGUGCUGGCCCCCCAGUGCAAAGAUGGGAUCUGUGGGUCCGAGGAUGAGGCCGGCGUAGAUGACAGCCAGGAAUUUCCAGAAAUUGACCCCGAAAUAGACAUAGAUCUCCUGGCAGGAGCCAUCCAGGAUGCUGAUGAUGAGGCAGGUUCCAGUGAUAGAGUGAUGAGGGCUGGACCAAGUGUUUUUAUUCCUCCAUCAACCCCUCUACCAUCAAUCACUCUACCACAGGAACCACAGGAACCUCAUCAGCAUCCUGGACCUGGUUAA
Strongylocentrotus purpuratus (purple sea urchin) is the source of this 741-nucleotide messenger RNA. RefSeq lists its product as uncharacterized. Lineage: Eukaryota; Metazoa; Echinodermata; Echinoidea; Camarodonta; Strongylocentrotidae. The transcript is spliced from 6 exons. Bases 142 to 741 code for a protein of 199 amino acids. Gene Ontology annotation, cellular component: nucleus. The record is from RefSeq and is a predicted model, not a curated record.